Messenger RNA from Herpailurus yagouaroundi (jaguarundi), 2094 nucleotides. RefSeq names its product F-box/LRR-repeat protein 21. Bases 241 to 1629 code for a protein of 462 amino acids. Lineage: Eukaryota; Metazoa; Chordata; Mammalia; Carnivora; Felidae. Gene Ontology annotation, biological process: entrainment of circadian clock by photoperiod. Gene Ontology annotation, molecular function: protein binding. The record is from RefSeq and is a predicted model, not a curated record. Gene Ontology annotation, cellular component: nucleus; cytosol. The transcript has 8 exons.
GGCCGGUCCUGUCGAGCAGCACGGCCCGGGGACGCCGCCGAGUCGCGCGCGCUGCCAGCCCCGAGGUUACGUGCGUGAAGGGCCCUGCGCAGGACCCGCGUGCGCGAACUCAGUAAUUUUCUUCCUCUGUGGAGGAUAGUCACUCUGAAACAGCAAACAAGUGUCCUCAGUAUCCAGGGAAGUAGUUCAUCUGAUUCUGAAGACUCCAGUGAAUUGAUCGGUGAUAGGAAGUGAAAUCACAUGGAUGUUGGUGAGUACCCCAUGGCAGCUGUUACUUCAUGUGGUUCAUUCAGAGUGAACUAUAACUUGGAAGCCUCCUUUAGAAUGAAGAGGAACAGUUUAUCUGUUGUGAAUAAAAUUGUCCAGUCUUCACCAGCAGUGAAACAACCAAAAGUUGGGUUCUACUCUUCUCUCAGCCACACCCACAUGCACACUGUUCUUCUAGACUGGGGGAGUUUGCCUCACCACGUAGUAUUACGCAUUUUUCAGUAUCUUCCUUUAAUAGAUCGGGCCCGGGCAUCUUCAGUAUGUAGGAAAUGGAAUGAAGUUUUUCAUAUUCCUGACCUUUGGAGAAAGUUUGAAUUUGAACUGAACCAAUCAGCAACUUCAUAUUUUAAGUCUACACAUCCUGAUCUCAUUCAGCAGAUCAUUAAAAAGCAUGCUACCCAUCUCCAGUAUAUCAGCUUUAAGGUUGACAGUAGUACUGAAUCAGCAGAAGCUGCCUGUGAUAUACUUUCUCAGCUGGUAAACUGCUCUCUCCAGACCUUGGGCUUGAUUUCGACAGCCAAACCAAGUUUUAUGAAUGUGUCAAAGUCUCAUUUUGUGUCAGCACUUACGGUUGUUUUUGUCAACUCAAAAUCAUUAUCAUCGAUCAAAAUUGAAGAUACACCAGUGGAUGAUCCUUCACUGAAGAUUCUCGUGGCCAAUAACAGUGACACUCUAAGACUCCUAAAAAUGAGUAGCUGUCCUCAUGUUUCAUCUGAUGGAAUCCUUUGUAUAGCUGACCAUUGUCAAGGCCUUAGAGAAUUGGCAUUGAAUUAUUACAUUCUAAGUGAUGAACUUCUCCUAGCCCUUUCAAGUGAAACUCAUGUUCGCCUUGAACAUCUUCGAAUUGAUGUUGUGAGUGAAAAUCCUGGACAGGUUGAAUUUCACACUAUUAAAAAACAAAGUUGGGAUGCACUUAUUAAACACUCCCCUGGAGUUAAUGUUGUUAUGUAUUUCUUUUUAUAUGAAGAAGAAUUUGAGGCAUUCUUCAGAGAAGAAACCCCUGUUACUAACCUUUAUUUUGGUCGUUCGGUAAGCAAAGCAGCUCUAGGCCGGAUAGGUCUUAACUGUCCACGACUAAUUGAGUUGGUGGUAUGUGCUAAUGGUCUUCAGACUCUUGACGAUGAACUUAUUUGCAUUGCUGAAUGCUGUAAAAACUUAACAGCCUUGGGCCUCAGUGAAUGUGAAGUGAGUUGCAGUGCAGUCGUUGAUUUUGUAAGACGGUGUGGGAAAAGGCUGACCCACCUCUCCAUAAUGGAAGACGUUUUGAUCCCUGAUGAUAAUUAUAACUUAGAUGAAAUUCACACUGAAGUCUCCAAAUACUUGGGAAGAAUAUGGUUCCCUGAUGUCCUACCUAUCUGGUAAUUAGCUACCAAAGAUUCUUAAUUUUUUUUUUAUUGGUAAGAUAAGCUUCUUUCUGUCUAUGCAAAUGUAAAUUUUAAGAUGCAUUGUUGAAAUAUUUUAGGUAAGGUAUAUUAACAUUUGCAAACUGUCUUAAUGGAUUGCAGCAAAAACAUUUGAAAAAAAAGUAGGAGAAAUUUUAAGAGCGAGAAAUAUCCAUAAACAGGGCUUAGAUCCUGUAUUGUAGAUUAGGUAGCUGAUAUGCUAAACCCUAUCAAUGGUUUGUAGAUGAGUUCCUCAGCCUUCCUCGAAGGGAUAUUUUAGCUUGCUAAAUAAAUUUAUAAUAUUGAGCUUCGGAUCCCUAAAUUAUGAUGUUUAUAACUUUAUAUUGCUUUAAUUACUUCUCUUUUAUCUUGGUAUUAGUGUGUUUUACAAGAUAUGUAGUAUUAAAAACUAAGAGUAAAAUAAAAGUAUAGUUACAGAGGCUGA